AUGGCGGCCGUCGACACUCAACGGUCCGCCGAUCUCGUGCGCACCGCUUCGCAAACCUCGACGCUCUCCAACCCCAGGAACCGCAGCAUACAGCGCGUACGGCCAAGCAAACGUGCUUCCAAUACCUCUCUGAGCCGCAGCCGUAGCAGACACCCAUCUCCGCCAGAGGACACUAAGAGCCUAACCUCGUUCCCCUCUUUAUCGCCGAGUCCAGAGGUGUCUCCAGUACAGUCACGCAUCAACGGCUGGUUUCGCGCAACGAGUGGCGUGGCAGACGAAAUUGUCAAAGAUGGCCACAAUAGCACAGUAGCUUCGCCGGACACGGCGAAGGCUGUACCGCCGCCUGACGCUCUCAAGAGCCCUCUCCCAGCGUCCACUGUGAGGAAGGUCACCAAAUCAACACAGCAGAUUGUAGGCAGCUUGAUGGGCGCUCCUUCUGCCAGAGACCGCUCUGCGCUUUUUGAUGAUACGCCGACCGAAGCUUCGAAAGUGCCUGGCAAUUUGCACUUCUCCACCGACCAGAACAUCAAAUAUGCAAUUAAUCAGUCGGGCGCCGUUGCUCUUAUCAGGCAGCUGGCCGGCGAUCUGGCGCAACGAGAUGCACAGAUCACUGCACUACGGCGGAGAGCUGAAGAACGUGAGCGCAUCCUGAAGAAGAUGUUGCAGGAAUGCGAGGUUUCCAACAUGGACAUUGAGACUCGACUUCGUGAUCUUGAGAAAAGCAGGGAGCAGCCAAAUGAACUCACGAAACAAAGGACCCGAGGCGACAGUGCGCUCUCUGGUCUGCAUCCGGACGACUCCAUGGAAGACAGACUAGCACGGGCUAUGGAGGACGAGGUCGCGCAACACCCUGACGCUCUGGGUAUUGACACUGCGAGUUCAGGAACUCGGGCUGACGUAGCCUCAAUCUACUCGACCGCUUCGGACGCACCGCGCGAGACAGGCAAAGCCGGGUGGAAGCUCAAUCUUUGGAACAACACGAGCAGAAAGAGCAGCAGAGCUCCUUCGAUUGCAAGCAUGGUCGAUCGAGAAGCAUCGAGCUUAUCAGGGCAGACCCGAUCUCGAGCAAAUAGUGGAGUCAAGGCACCUCGGAAAGCUCUCGCAAACGAUCUCUUCAUGCCCCCUGGUUCGGAUAAGGGAGGCAACGCAGUCCCUGCGCUGCGGCGCCUGCAGAGUCACGAUCACGGCGGCGAGGGCAUGAGUCGCCGAUCCUCAUCAGUCUCUGUCGCUAGUUGGGCGCUGAAGAUGAUCGCUGGGAAUACUCAGGUGGCCAACACGAAGGCUAGCACAGUCAGAGGCCGCAAGCGCACAGACUCAGAAGAUGUAAACCGUACACAAUCUGUGGUGUCGACACGGACCACUCAGUCUGCGAAGUCGUCUCUUGCAAAUGUGCAGAAGCGAGCUCUUGGUCCAAAUGGAACUAUCAAGAGUCUUGCGGGGGAUACACCCAAGGUUGGCUCCAGCAUCGCGAGUCCGCAGCCUUCUCGUGGCAUGAGCAACCUUGGUCCAGUCGAGAUGGACCGGAUAUUGCCUGAGGACUCACGACCACCAACCUUGGUCCAGCACCACAAUCGCUUUGUAGGAAGUAGCGAAUACGUGACCGAUCGAUUUGGAUUCAUCUACGACCAACGCCGUAAGAAGAGGCAAAGUGAGGCUGCUGCUGCCUUAGCUCAACAUAGGCGGAACAACAAAGUGCAGUCGCUUGGAGGUGGCCGAUCUGCUGUCAAUUUGAUGGGACUUGACGAAGAGAACGAAGACCCAGCGGAAGCUACAGGUGGCGACCCCUCACGACCAUCUAGUUCAGGCUCAGAUGAUCUGAGUAACAAACCGGUAUCUAAGUCUUGGGCAGAUUACCUCAAGCUUUCCACACAGCCUACCGAGCUCCUGUCCCACACACCCUCAGCUGCCCCUAUUACCACUGUAACAUUGGAAGUAGCCGAAGCUGAUUUGUCGAACCCGAAGAGCCAGAUCACGAUGACCAAGCGUGGGUCCUUGCCAUCGACCAGCGCCAACCCAGAACCUGCACCGACCCGUGUCUCUUCGAACCACGCUGAGCUUUCAGUCGUGACUCCUUCUGCGCCUGCAACCCCCAUCAGUCUGUAUCUGCCUUCUCAAACCGAUCCCGUGAAAUCGCUGUUGGAUCAAAUGAGCGAGGUCCACGACACCAUCCAGAAAGAGCGAACGCAAAUCUGGAAUGAGUUUCAAAAGAAGUCCCGAGCCCAACAGAAGCGUGAAGGCGAUGCAGCUGCAGAGAGUGGCUCAAAAGCCAUGCCGGAGACUCUCCUCAAUGACGGCGAGAUCAUUGGCAUUGCCAGCCUAGGCAACAAAGGCAAGGUCGGCCGCGCCAAAUGGCAAGAAUUUCGACGUCUUGUUCUCGGUGGCAUACCUGUCAGCUACCGAGCCAAGAUCUGGGCCGAGUGCAGUGGUGCUUCCAGUCUGCGUAUCCCAGGAUACUAUGAAGACCUUGUCAAUAACGGCGAGACGGAUCCAUCAAUCGCGACACAGAUCGAGAUGGACAUCACACGAACACUCACCGACAACAUCUUCUUCCGUACAGGACCCGGCGUGCAGAAGCUUAAUGAAGUUCUGCUUGCAUACUCGCGCCGCAACCCCGAGGUUGGUUAUUGUCAAGGCAUGAACCUCAUCACCGCCUGCCUCUUGCUAAUUAUGCCCACCGCCGAGGAUGCGUUCUGGAUUUUGGCCACGAUGAUCGAGACCAUUCUGCCUCAGAACUAUUACGAUCAGAACCUACUCACUUCUCGGGCUGAUCAGACUGUUCUGCGCUCGUACGUAGCCGAGCUACUGCCAAGGCUGUCUGCACACCUCGAUGAGCUAGAGAUCGAGCUCGAAGCUCUGACAUUCCAGUGGUUCCUGUCUGUGUUCACUGACUGUCUCUCUGCGGAGGCGCUCUUCCGCGUUUGGGAUGUCGUACUGUGCAUGCACGAUGGCUCUACUUUCCUCUUCCAGAUCGCCCUUGCCCUGCUCAAACUCAACGAGAAGGCGCUUCUGCAGUGCAAUACACCUGCUGGCGUCUACCAUUACAUCAACCACCAGAUGACGAAUCACGCUAUCUCUAUCGACGGUUUGAUCCAAGCGUCGGACGCUCUUGGUCGAUUUGUGAAACGCAAGGACGUCGAGGAUAGACGCGCACGCGCUGUCGCGGCGGAACAGGAGCUUAUGAAGCAGCGCGAGGAGGCGCGAGUCGAGCGCGCCAGAAAGAGGGCAAGUAAAGCUUCGGUUACGACUGAGGAACCAAAGUCGCCUGUCACGGAAGAGGAUGCAAAGUCCAUCUCUGCCAGCCUCAAUGCAGAGCUCUCAAUGAACACGAGCCCGAUGCGAACGCCACUUUCCGGUCAUAGCCAACGCAGCGAUGAGGAAGAAGACGCGGAGCGAUUGAACCGCGAGCUUGAACUCACUGAGCGUACGCCAAUGCCUAUGGAGGAAGAGUUCACGUGGCGAGGAUAG
Didymella exigua CBS 183.55 is the source of this 3465-nucleotide messenger RNA. Its product is annotated as RUN and TBC1 domain-containing protein. The record is from RefSeq and is a predicted model, not a curated record. Lineage: Eukaryota; Fungi; Ascomycota; Dothideomycetes; Pleosporales; Didymellaceae. Bases 1 to 3465 code for a protein of 1154 amino acids. The transcript has a single exon.